This is a messenger RNA of Paramormyrops kingsleyae, 3028 nucleotides long. Its product is annotated as sialic acid-binding Ig-like lectin 13. NCBI's taxonomy places the organism in Eukaryota, Metazoa, Chordata, Actinopteri, Osteoglossiformes, Mormyridae. The record is from RefSeq and is a predicted model, not a curated record.
UCAGAAGGAUAUACACUUAGUCACUCUUUCCAUCAGCUCCGAUAAGUCUUCCUGGUGCACAACCAUGCCGCUGCACUUCUCUGCGGCUGAGAGCGUCAUGACUGCGGCUGAGAGAUUUAUUUUCAUUGGCUGCCUGCUGCAAGGUGGUCUGUGCAGUACCUGGUCAGUCCAGAUGCCUCAGUCUAUACAAGCCCUGAAUGGAUCCUGUGUGCUGAUUCCCUGCACAUUCCAGAUUCCAUCUGCAAAAAAUAAACAUCUAAUAAACCCAGCUGGAAUAUGGUGGACAAAGAAGAGAGGGUCGUCUGAUAAAAGACAAUUGGAAAAAAAAGAUAAUUGGAAUAUAAUUGGAAAAUUAUCUGAGAAGAACUGCACCACAGUCCUGAACAGGAUUAGUAAGACAUGGACUGGUGAUUAUUCAUUUAGCAUUGAAGGCAAUAACCACACCAAGAACAAGUUAAAAGAGAAGGUGAAAAUUAAUGUAGAAGACUCCCCACCCAGCCCCCAGGUCACCAUAAACAAGGACAUGGUGAGGGAGGGGGACUCUGUGACUCUGACCUGCUCGGCUCCAGCUCCCUGUCCAUCACUCCCCCCGACUCUGUCAUGGACCCCCAGGCUGAGUGACAGUGUCACUGUAUUUCAGGAGAAUGAUGAUCACACUAAACAUGCAUCUUCUGUUAUGAACUUUACUGCCUCACAUCUCCUCCAUAAGCAGGAAGUCAAAUGUACAGCAGUUUACAGGCUCCAAACAGUCAACAGUGAGAGGACAUCCCACACAAAUGUAACUCUAAAGGUUCAGUACUCCCCCAAAAACAUUUUGGUCUUAAUUGGAAAAGAUGGGAGUCUAACCUGCAUCAGUGAUGCCAACCCAGCAGUGAACAAUUACACUUGGUAUAAAGUGAGUGGGGGUGAAAUCAAAGUUGUUUCAUACACACAGAGCCUCACCUCUAAUAUCACUGAGGUCAGUGGACAGUAUUACUGUCAGGCUCAGAAUGAACACGGCCUACAGAAUUCAAGCACCGUGCAGCUCCACUGUGAUCCAGUAAAGGCUCCACCCACUUGGAUGGCCGCUGCUGCAGGGGCGGCUGGGAUGAUGCUGACGUGCAUCUUAAUGCAGAUUCUUCUCAAAAAAUGCUGCCCCAGUGAGAAUCACAGCAGUAAGAUACGAGUCACUGAAGAAUUAACACCGAUAAAUUUGACUUCUGAGAGUGGAAAUGAGACUCCAGUUGUCCACCAUGACAGAGGCAGUGAAUGGGGAACAGGAACCACUCAGGGGAGCUCACAGAGCACUCUGUAUGGAAACAUCAACCGCAGUGUUGGUGUGAUGUCUGAGGUCCAAGAGGAACAGGAGCAGUGUACUAUAAGGGGUAUGACUGGUAAGAGGAAGAAAACCCGACAGCCUGAGAGUAGAGAUGUGUCUGGGCGUGGCUUCAGAAGCCAGGAUUCUACAGAUUCCCAAAAGAGGAAAUAUGAGUCAGGUACCGAACAAGAGACCAUGGAGGACAAGAAGAUCUCAACGCUGGAUGAUCAGCUGAAGACACCUGAACCAAAAGAGGAAGCAACGUAUAAUAACAUCUGCCAUCAACUGUGCACCAAAGGUCCAGAUAAGAGGUCUGCUACAGUGGAAGCUUCUCCUGAGGGUCCACAGGACCAUCAUGGCAUUGCUUUUUACCCACUGAUCUCUGACGAAACGGGAACCAAUGAGAGCGAGUAUGCAGUGGUGAGAAAGGUCCGUAGUUUUUAGCAGAAAGUCCAUCCCUGAAGGACUAAGGCACAAGUGUAGCUAGAAUGAACCGUAAUUCUUACUGUAUGCAUUCUGAAUACUAAUAUUGUAAUGGGGGGAAAAGCUAUUGUGUCUUUCAUAGAAAUUCUGAAGAAAUUUGCCCCAUUUACAAAAUACAGACGCUUCUCUACUUACGAACUUUCAAUUUACGAACUUUCAGACAUACGACCGAACAGGACUGUAAGUUUAAAUUGUGUUCCUUGGGCACCCGUUUCCUGUCCACAACAUCUUUUUUUUUUCUGUACACCAGUUCCACCUAGUACGACUUCUGGCCACUACUCCCACCUUGCAGCAGUGUAGUGUGCGUACUCCCAGCAUCCUAGUUCUUUGUACUUGCGUAUACCCUUAAAAUUAUGUUGAAUAAUGACUUACGGACAUUUCAAGUUGGGAACGGCCCUUCGGAACGUAUCUCAUUUGUAAGUAGAGGAGCGUCUGUAUAUUUUUACUUUUCUGUUGGUUGACUUUCAUGGUGGCUCUGAGGCAAGGGCUCUGUGCUGGCAGUCGGAAGGUUACUGGUUUGAAUCCCAUGAAUUGCAAUUGCUUUGUUCUGGGUAUGAUGUUAAUCUGCAUCCUGUCCUGGAAGCUGGUUUUCCAACUUUCAGGGAAAAUUUGAGGGUUGGUGGUAGAAUUGGCCCCUGGUAAAAACUCACACUCUUCCAUUCCAUUCAAUCUAGUGUGGUGCUGAGGUAUCACCUGCUGCAUGGCUGCACUUGGGUUCUCAUCCCUGAAGUGGUUUGCCGCCUGGAGGGUGUGGCAGCAUGUGCUCCUUACCCCCCCCCCCCCCUCUUAUUUUGCAGUACAUGUUCUAGUUAUCAGCAGAACAAAAGUAACUUUGCAGAUAUAUGAAGGUAAAAUGCUGUGCAGAAUAAUUACUGCUCAAAGAUUUUUAUUUUAACAUGUACAAUACAACAUCAUUUCCAGAAUAUCCACUGAUAGAUGGAAAAUCAGUGAUAUAAACAGAUGAACUUUGAUGUUAUAAAUAAGUUGUCUUCCACAUAUACUAUAUUACAAGGAAUAUUAUAUGAAUAUUAACUGAUUAUAUGAUCAAUCAAUUUUUAGGUUCCAAACAGUCUUGCUGUAUUGGCUACUGCUAUCUUCUGCUUUUUUACAUUCAUCUUUAGCUGCAUUGGAAACUGUACCUAUGACUGGCAAAAACCUUUAAGGCUACUCUCCUUGUGCUGUAGAAUAAUCGUGAUUUAAAUGCAGAACACAGUAAUAAUAAAAAAUAAAUAAAGCAACUAAAAGACG